AUGAUGAAUUAUUCUGUCAAUGACAAUGGCUCGAACAUUUCAGAACUACUCCAACCGCUCUGUGUCACCUACAACCACAGCACUUUCCCACCUCUGCGACUGGAAUCCAAAUCCCUGGUCACUUCAGCCACUAUGUUCGCCGUUGGAGUCCUGGGGAACCUCAUUGCCAUUGUUGUGUUGUGCAUCUCAAAGAAAGAACAGAAGGAGACCACUUUCUAUACGCUGGUUGUUGGAAUGGCUAUCACGGACCUGUUGGGCACCUGUUUCACCAGCCCGGUGGUUAUCGCCACCUACAUAGUCCAGAGAUGGCUCGGCGGAGAACUACUGUGCGAUUUAUUCUCCUUCUCUAUGCUCUUUUUCGGCUCGGCUGGAAUGUCCAUCCUGUGCGCCAUGGCAGUUGAACGAUACUUGGCUAUAAACUACGCAUACUUUUACUCUCAAUAUAUUGACCGGACAAUGGCGCGUUUCGCGCUCAUGGGCAUCUACCUGGCCAACAUUGUGUUGUGCAUCAUGCCCAGCUUUGGGUUCGGGAAGCACAUGCGCCACUUUCCGGGCACUUGGUGUUUUUUGGACUGGAGGGCGACGGACCCCCUCGCCGCCUCGUAUUCGUUUCUUUACGGUGGGUUCAUGUUGCUGCUGAUUGCGGUGACAGUUCUGUGCAACUUCGCAGUGUGUCUGUCACUUGUGAGGAUGAGCCAGAAGACGCGGAUAGUGAGAGCGAAAGUGUCCGCGCACGGUGGCUCACUGCGCGGGUUCCUGCCCUCUGUCACAAGCCUGUCCGCUGCUGAGAUCCAAAUGUUCUGGCUGCUAAUAUUUAUGACCAUCGUUUUCCUGGUGUGCUCCAUUCCUUUAGUGGUGCGCAUUUUUGUAAACCAGCUGUAUGGUCCUGCCUACAUCUGUGCUGGAGUGAAACCGGAUUACCGGAGUGAUCUGAUGGCCAUCCGCUUUGCCUCUUUCAACCCAAUUCUGGACCCCUGGGUCUACAUCCUCUGUCGGAAGAACCUGUUUUUUAAGGGCUGUGAGAGGAUGAAGAAUACAGUUGGAAAAGUCAAGGCGGGGCCCGGGCCUAAUUUAGUCUGUCUUGGCACUGGCAGUCAACAUUCACACCUGUCAUUUGAAUGCACUAACGAGACCAGUUAUGUGUCAUUAUACACAACCAACUACAGAAAUGAAUUCGAGAACCAGGUUAGCACCAAUAGUAAAUCGUUUACAGACUUUACCAUGCGACAAGCCUGGGACUUUGACACAGCGCGGGAUAACUUCCAUCCGUUUAGUGUCGACCAAACUGCCGUGCUCAGCUUCCAGGCGGAACUUGCUGUGGUGUCCAAACCGGCCAUGAUUGCGUCAAUGCUCGGAGGCAGUAAAGCGCUUCCGGCGAAGUGCGCACCAGCAGGUCUCCAUAGGCAUGUUAGUAAAGUGGACAAAGUCACCUGCACCUUCAGCACACCUAGCUCCUGUCAUACGGAGUAGUGCCUCUGAGCAACUGCAGGACUGUGGUAUCCUCUACAAAACAUGAAUGUUUUCACAUUGACUUUAACAGCAAAUAUCUGAGAUGCUGACAGCCAGACAGACACCGGUCAUUUUCCCCAGCAAACGGGGCGUUCUAAGGACGUCCAGGGGACCAAGACACACCCUUUAGACGUUCUGGGGAUGUCAUUUUUGU
This is a messenger RNA of Oncorhynchus kisutch (coho salmon), 1663 nucleotides long. RefSeq names its product prostaglandin E2 receptor EP4 subtype-like. The record is from RefSeq and is a predicted model, not a curated record. Gene Ontology annotation, molecular function: prostaglandin E receptor activity. The transcript has 2 exons. Gene Ontology annotation, cellular component: plasma membrane. Gene Ontology annotation, biological process: negative regulation of inflammatory response; adenylate cyclase-activating G protein-coupled receptor signaling pathway; cellular response to prostaglandin E stimulus. NCBI's taxonomy places the organism in Eukaryota, Metazoa, Chordata, Actinopteri, Salmoniformes, Salmonidae. Bases 1 to 1470 code for a protein of 489 amino acids.